AUGUCUCAAACAACUCGAGCAGCUGCGAAGCUCGACUGGAGCAAGAUCGGAUCUCAAUUGGGCCUCAAAGGUCAGACAGCUAGCUCGCUGUCCGCCUUCAAACAGCGAAACGACAACGCAAGGCGCAGAGUCCAAGAACUCCAGAGCCAGCCACAAACUGUCGAUUUCGAACACUACCGAAGCGUGCUGAAGAACCAGGACGUCAUCAAGGAGAUUGAGCAAUAUUACAAGACAUUCCAGCCCAAGACCUAUGAUGUGAGCAAGCAGAUCAAGGCCAUUGAAAGCUUUGAACAGGUAGCCCUCAAGAACGCAGAGGAGACCAAAUCCAAGGUCCAGGUUGAGCUCCGCAGUCUCGAGAAGGCUCUCGGCGACAUUGAAGGUGCCCGUCCAUGGGAGGAGACAACUGUUGAUGAGCUUGCCGAAGCAGCUCCAGAAAUCGACAAAUACACCGAGGAGUUGGUCAAGAAGGGUAGAUGGAUGCCGCCUGGAUAUGAGGACAAAUUCCCAAGACUUUCCGUCUUGUAA
This is a messenger RNA of Lithohypha guttulata, 525 nucleotides long. It is a transcript of the gene ATP7, whose product is annotated as ATP synthase d subunit. Gene Ontology annotation, molecular function: proton-transporting ATP synthase activity, rotational mechanism. The coding region runs from base 1 to 525 and encodes 174 amino acids. The transcript is spliced from 4 exons. Gene Ontology annotation, biological process: proton motive force-driven ATP synthesis. Lineage: Eukaryota; Fungi; Ascomycota; Eurotiomycetes; Chaetothyriales; Trichomeriaceae. The record is from RefSeq and is a predicted model, not a curated record.